Annulohypoxylon maeteangense is the source of this 2006-nucleotide messenger RNA. Its product is annotated as senescence-associated protein-domain-containing protein. Gene Ontology annotation, biological process: cell division. The transcript has 3 exons. Bases 373 to 1926 code for a protein of 517 amino acids. Lineage: Eukaryota; Fungi; Ascomycota; Sordariomycetes; Xylariales; Hypoxylaceae. Gene Ontology annotation, cellular component: plasma membrane. The record is from RefSeq and is a predicted model, not a curated record.
UUCAACUGUUCAGACUGCCAGAUAAUACAGAUAAUAGGUAAUUACUAGGUAUUUUAAGAUUUUAUUUAUUUGAGAUACGAGUGAAUCAUGUGUACAGUUGUGCUCGGAAUACGCGAGAUUUAGUCACUGAUUUAUUGCUAAUAUUCAAAUAUUUCCGUAUUCUUGUUGGCUGUGCUAGAGACUAGAGUACCUCCAGCCGUGUAUCACCACAUUUAGCACGCUUUCCAAGGGAUAUAUGCCAAGACGCCUGUAUCUUGUCGAAACUUGGAACACAUGACACAAUAGACACCCAAAUAUCAAGUCGUUCGCUACCUAUUAAUACUUUCCUAAGAAUCAAUCCCUUCUCGCAAUCUCAUUCACAAUUUAGAAAAGAUGGCAUCUGGACAUAAUGACCCCAAAUUAUUAUACGCCAUCCCGGGUGUCUCGGCCUACCAUCUCGCCUAUGGUAAAGAGGAAUUGCUUACGCCCGCAGGGUCACAGACUUUGUCGUUGUUGAUGGUCCCAACAUCCUCUCCGUACGCCGAUCCAGCACUCGAUAAUCAAGAUGCGCCACCGGAGGACUUCUAUCUCCAUCUCCAUCUACCACCCGAAUUAGACAUUCCUCUGCCCGCGACUACUCAGAUCUACCACCAACCACCAAGAAGCUAUCUCAUCCCCAGAUGGGAUCUUGGUCCUGAUAGCGGCGCCUUCACUCGUAUCGAAUUUCCCCCAGUCGGUAGUCGCAAGGGCCUCCAGGAAGAUGUGGAUACGUUUGAAACCAUCUUGGCACAAUGCACGGCAUUUCUCGAAAGAGCGCCACCACCGAAGACUACGCGAAAGGAAAAGGAGAGGGAGAAGUCAUCCUCUCCAACGUCCCCAAGUUCCAGAAAAGCAUCGCCGACAAUGUCCAAAGCUAAACUUGCGUCGUCGGAGAAGCUUGCGGCAUAUAACCCUGCUACAUAUAAACCUGGAGAGGGCUACGUGAAAGGCAGUCAAAGCUCUCAGCGAGGCGGUCAGAUUGUGCUAGUAGACGAAGAAGAUGGAAGUGUCAUAGGGGAACUGUCAGAGGGAUACCAGGUCAUUGACUCCGACAUAAAGCCGGGCUCUAAAGAUCCUGUUGAGAUUACUCUUCCCGAAGAAGGCAAAACCCAACUUGCAGUUGUCCCAGCAUCACCAGAGACCCUAGAAAUAGAGCUACACCCAGCUUACCAGAAGUCAUUCAUCGUAUCGAAAGCGGCUUAUGCGUCUCGCUUAAUUAUUACCACCUCGGACCUCGUAUCGAAUGCUAUGGCGAGCGGAUCAGACAGCUUCACAAAAAAGACGAAGCCUGUGGGCGAAGCUGUGACCUUCACCCCAGCGACACAUGAUCGCGUCCGUCGGAUAGGCAAAUUUUCCGGUGGCGUGGCUGACCUGUCAUCUAAAACAGUAGGCCAGGUCACUAAGUUGGCCCAAAAUGUAGGAGCAACCAUAUCAGGGCGUGGUCCUAAAGAAGGCAAAAGGGGAUAUGGGCCAGAUGGGAAGCCACUCGAGUCGUUUAAGCCCGGCAUAUUGAACAAGAGUCUUAUGGCCUUUGCAACCGUUACGGAUGGAAUUGACCACGCAACGCGUAAUAUCUUGACUUCGGCAUCAUCGUCUGCGACAAGUAUGGUAACUCACAGAUGGGGUUCAGAAGCGGGAGAGAUAUCGAAACAUCUCGGUGGCAGUGUCAAGAAUGUUGGCCUGGUCUAUAUCGAUGUUACGGGUGUCUCCCGAAAAGCCGUCAUCAAGGCUGUUGGGAAGGGCAUGGUGGUUGGAAAAGUAAAGGGAGGUGGUGAAAUUAUCGUGGGGGAUGAUACCUCCAAUAGUAUACAAGGAAAGGGACCCAAUGACUCAAGGGCUGAUUUAACGCCUGAUUCGUCCAGCAACGGGGGCAAUGGUGCGUCGAAGGGUAAAGCACCAAAACGCUAAUAGUUCAUGGCAUAAACCUCUGUAUUAAUUAAUAGACUAUACGAUUGAUGUAUGAUUUGAAAUGAAUAAAACUUUAAAUG